Messenger RNA from Mauremys mutica (yellowpond turtle), 2075 nucleotides. It is a transcript of the gene SMOX, whose product is annotated as spermine oxidase. The transcript has 7 exons. Gene Ontology annotation, molecular function: polyamine oxidase activity. The record is from RefSeq and is a predicted model, not a curated record. Lineage: Eukaryota; Metazoa; Chordata; Testudines; Geoemydidae. Bases 157 to 1764 code for a protein of 535 amino acids.
GCCGAGCGGGGAGGAGGCUGCGGAACAGGCCGCCGCUGGUUGUCGCCUCGCAGUGCAGCAGCCGGGCGAGCCGAGCGCCGAGCUGGACAGGCUGCAGGAGCCCUUCGCCGCCGGCCCCCGCACCGCCAGAUUCCUUAGAAAGAGAGCUUGGACGGCAUGCAAAGUUGUGAAACAUCUUCAGACAGCACUGAUGAUCCUCUUAGUAGUGGUCUACGGAGAAAACGACAGCCUCGAAUAGUAGUUAUUGGUGCUGGCCUUGCGGGCCUGUCAGCUACAAAAUCUCUCCUGGAAAACGGUUUCACGGAUGUAACAAUCCUUGAGGCGUCUGACCGAAUUGGAGGCAGAGUGCAAAGCGUCAAACUUGAGAACGCCACUUUUGAACUGGGAGCUACGUGGAUCCAUGGUUCAAAUGGAAACCCAGUCUAUCAUCUAGCAGAAGACAAUGGCUUACUUGAAGAGACUACUGAUGGUGAGAGAAGCGUUGGCCGUAUCAGUCUUUACUCCAAGAAUGGGGUGGCUUAUCACCUUACCAACAAUGGGCAGAGGAUUCCGAAAGAUGUGGUUGAAGAAUUCAGUGAUUUAUACAACGAGGUCUAUAACCUGACUCAGGAGUUCUUUCAACGUGGUAAACCAGUCAAUGCUGAGAGCCAGAAUAGUGUGGGCGUCUUCACACGGGAUGUGGUGCGCAAACGCAUCAAAGCCGAUCCAGAUGACCCGGAGACCACCAGGAGGCUAAAACUAGCCAUGAUCCAGCAAUAUCUUAAGGUCGAGAGCUGUGAGAGCAGCUCCCAUAGCAUGGACGAGGUCUCGCUCAGUGAAUUCGGGGAAUGGACUGAAAUCCCUGGGGCCCAUCAUGUCAUUCCUUGUGGCUUUAUCAAGAUUGUGGAGAUCCUGGCCCAUUCCAUUCCAGAGUCAGUCAUCCAACUCCGCAAGCCAGUCAAGUGCAUCCACUGGAACCAAUCGGUCAGCAAGGAGAUUGAGCGUGUGGCGGACCACAACAGCGACAGCCCUGAGGAGGACCAGGGCUACCAUGUCUUAGUGGAGUGUGAGGACUGCGAGUUCAUCCUUGCCGACCACGUCAUCGUGACCGUAUCGCUGGGGGUCCUGAAGAAGUACCAUGAGAGCCUGUUCCACCCUGGCCUGCCUGAGGAGAAGGUGAUGGCCAUUCAGAAACUGGGCAUUAGCACCACCGACAAAAUCUUCCUGGAGUUUGAAGAGCCCUUCUGGAGUCCUGAAUGCAACAGCAUCCAGUUCGUCUGGGAGGAUGAGGCGGAGAGUGAGAGUUUGACUUACCCUGAGGAGUUGUGGUACAAGAAGAUCUGCAGCUUUGAUGUCCUCUACCCACCAGAGCGGUAUGGCUAUGUGCUGAGUGGCUGGAUCUGCGGGGAGGAGGCUUUGAUCAUGGAGAAGUAUGACGAUGAAACUGUGGCAGAAACGUGCACUGAGAUGCUGCGUAAAUUUACAGGGAAUCCAAACAUUCCGAAACCUCGCCGCAUCCUGCGGUCCUCAUGGGGCAGCAAUCCCAACUUCCGAGGAUCCUAUUCUUACACCCAGGUUGGGUCUAGCGGGGCUGACGUGGAGAAACUUGCUAAGCCACUGCCUUAUACGGAAAGCUCCAAGACGGUUCCUAUGCAGGUGAUGUUUUCGGGGGAGGCCACUCAUAGGAAGUAUUAUUCCACUACCCAUGGUGCUUUGCUUUCUGGCCAGAGAGAGGCUGCUCACCUCAUUGAAAUGUACCAAGACCUCUUACAAUGCAGGAACUGAAAGGCUUAAUGUUUGAGAAGAACCACUAACUCGUGAUACCUUUUACAGUUGUGUGUAGGUUUUUUUAAAUUAAUAGUAGAACAAUUUUUAUCUUUUUAUAUAAAAAAGCCCUAACUGUUUAAAAACAUAGUCACCUGUAGCUUAUUUCCUUUAUUGUAUUGUUAACAGAGGAGGGUGCUCUUUCUGUAUGGUAAACUUUGUGUGCGUGUGUGUGUGUGUGUGUGUCAUUUUAAUUGCACUUUCAGUGCCUCUUCAAUUUUUUUUUCCGUAUUGUAAGUGCCUUCUCUUCUAAAAUAAAUGUUGUAAUAAAA